AUGAAUUCAACAGAUGACACAUCUAACGGUAUCACAGAUUAUUACACAGUAUGUUCAUUAUCUGCAGUAUUUGCUCUGAUCGCUGUAACUCUUUCCUGUAUGAUAUUGAUAUUAGUGCGCCGAACAAAACCUCGUCUUCAUACAGUUCGACAUUUAUUAAUGUGUAAUACAUGUAUUGCAUCAAGUCUUUACUGUAUUAUACAAGCAAUUAAUUAUACCUUUCUUAUUUUCUUACCUUGGGAAACAAGUGAUACAGGUUGCCGUUGGCGUGGCUUUCUUUCUUAUACAACACUGUGCGGAGUUACAUAUUCUUUUCUUAUUCAAGCAAUAUCACGUUUGUUUAUAUGUAUUUUUGCAGUAAAAUAUAGAUGGUUAACAACAUUCAAAGUACAUUAUACUCUAAUAGGUACUCAAUGGUUUUUUUCAAUAUUUUUUUCAUUACCAUCAAUAAUAACAAAAGAUAUUUAUUUUCGUCCUAAUGCUCUUUGUUGGGUACCUUUAAAUAAUAAAAUUCAUGUAAGUUAUACAUAUAUAGCUUAUUAUAUUAUUCCAGCAUUAUGUAUUUUUAUAAUUUAUAUUUUCAUUUAUUAUCGAUUUAAAAAAAUGACAAAUAAUGCUGAAAUACUUAUUGGAACAGUGAAUAAUGAUAAACGUAAUCUUGAACUUCUUCGUAAUAUAGUAAUUCUUUUAUUUAUUUAUCUUGUCGGUGGAGUUCCAACUGUCUUAUUUCUUCUUACUUCUUAUAAAAUACUUUAUUUAAUUGGUAUUGUUACUAUAUCAUUAACGGUUGCUAUUGAAAAAUUAUGUACCAUUCUUUUGGAUCGAGAACUUCGACAAACGACGCGGAAUUUACUAAUAAGAGGAAUGCGUGUUAUACCUAUUGACAACGUACAAAUCGCAAGGCGUCAUGAAAAUUUGACACAUCUUCGACGUACUGUUAUCCAGACUUUAGCAAACAAUAAAAAUAUAUUAACUGAAUAA
This is a messenger RNA of Adineta steineri, 981 nucleotides long. The record is from the annotation of a GenBank genome assembly. NCBI's taxonomy places the organism in Eukaryota, Metazoa, Rotifera, Eurotatoria, Adinetida, Adinetidae.